This is a messenger RNA of Cyclocybe aegerita, 441 nucleotides long. The record is from the annotation of a GenBank genome assembly. Lineage: Eukaryota; Fungi; Basidiomycota; Agaricomycetes; Agaricales; Hemipholiotaceae.
AUGGGCUGCACAGGAUGGAACGAACGCGCCCUUUACCAUCAAUACUACAAAGGACUUCUGAAUCGGAUCAAGGACAAAUUCCCUUGUAUGGGCAAGCCAACCACCCUCAUCAGUCUGCAGCAAUCCACCCAGGACCUCGACCAUUGCUAUUGGGAGCACCAAAACGAGAUCAAUCACAAAAAGUGCAAGGACAACGCCAACAGCAAGUCCAGCACCAGCAACAACAAUGGCCCCAGUUCUGGCUCGUCCAACUCCAAGGGCAACUCAGCCGGUUCAUCUUCUGGCUCUGGCUCUGGCUCCUCGAACUCCAAGUCCAGCUCCAACUCCAGCCACAACAGCAAGGAUAAGGACAAAUCCAAGUCCAAAGGCUCGUCCUCAGACAAGCCAAAUCCCCUGGCUGACAAGUUGGGUUCUGAUGGAAAGCUCAAGCCCAAGGAAUGA